GAACGGGACUUUUAUUUUGGCUUGAUGGUGUGACGUCAUAAGUCUGCGCCGCGCUCCUGCGUCUGUAUUUUGGAUCAGUGAAGAUUGUCCGCACACAGAGAAACAAACACUGGUGAAACAGCUGAGAUUCAUGACACACGGUUAUAAAGAUGGCCUUUAUUAAAGAGGAGACUGAAGAAGUGAAGAUUGAAGAAACAUUGAGUCUGAAACAAGAAGAUACUGAGGAACAAACAGACCUGAUGCCGCUGAAAGAGGAGUGUCAAGAAUUUAAUAGAAAGGAAGAACAAAAUCUGUAUGAAAAUGUUGAUUUCACAACUGGAGAAAAACCUUCUGGUUGCUCACUGACUGAAAAGACAUCCACACAAAAUGGAAGUCGCUCCUGCAUUCAGUGUGGAAAGUUUUUCUCUAGCCAUACAAACCUUGAUGUCCAUAUGAGAAUUCACAAAGGAGAGAAGCCUUUUACAUGCAAACAGUGUGGAAGGAGUUUCACUGCCAAAGGAAGCCUUAUUAGGCACAUGAUGAUUCACACCGGAGAGAAGCCUUUCACCUGCCAAGAAUGUGGAAAAAGUUUCUCUAAUAGAGGUCACCUUAAAGACCACAUGAGUUUUCACAGUGCAGAGAAAGCUUUUACCUGCUCUCAAUGUGGAAAAGGUUUCUAUCAAAGAAAAACACUUAAUAAACACAUCAGAUAUCACUGUGGAGAGAAGACCUACAUAUGUCCACAGUGUGGAAAGAGUUUUAGACAUGAAGCAAUAUUGAACACGCAUUUGAGAGACCACACUGUAGAAAAUCUGUUUGUAUGUUGUCAGUGUGGAAAGAGCUUCAGAUAUAAAUCAACGUUGAACUACCAUUUGAGAGUCCACACUGGAGAAAACAUGUUCAAAUGCGAUCAGUGUGGAAAGGGCUUCAGAAGUAAAGUAAAUCUUACAAUGCACAAAAGAGUUCACAUUGUUCACAAACCAGAUGGACCUGAAAUGUCAGUUGCAAUCCCAUCAGUAGCACACUGUUUUCUUUUGAAAAAGUAAUAUAAUGUAGAAAAUGAUGCAUUUUGGUCAUUAUCUUCCAUUUUCUGUGAUGGUAAAUUUACUGGUAAUUAAAGGGAACCUAUUAUGCCCCUUUUUUACUAGAUGCAAUAUAACAGGCAUCCUCAAAAUGUGUGUUAUUCAGCCCAGAAUACCCCAUAGAUCAUUUAUUAUAUCACUCUGAGAAUUACCAUUUUUGAGUGGAAGCAAAAACAUGCUAUUUCUGUAUUUUCUUUCUCACUCCCUCUGAUGUCACAUGGAACCUGGCUAUGCGUUCUGUACUAGACUAACUGAGACUUGUCAUGGCACUUGUAUACUGUUGUUGUUCUCGUGUUGACCUGAC
Molecule: messenger RNA, 1365 nt
Organism: Carassius auratus (goldfish)
Lineage: Eukaryota; Metazoa; Chordata; Actinopteri; Cypriniformes; Cyprinidae
Product: gastrula zinc finger protein XlCGF7.1-like
Exons: 3
Coding region: 150-1025 (291 amino acids)
Biological process (GO): regulation of transcription by RNA polymerase II
Cellular component (GO): nucleus
Molecular function (GO): DNA-binding transcription factor activity, RNA polymerase II-specific; RNA polymerase II transcription regulatory region sequence-specific DNA binding
Source: RefSeq, a predicted model, not a curated record